AUGUCCGGCAUCAAUCCUGAGCUCGAGGAGGCCUUGCGCAAGCUAGACGAGGAGCUUGAGGAGGGGGACAUCACGAGAAAAGGCUACGAAAAGAGGCGGACUCUCAUCCUUUCCCAAUUCAUACCACCUCUGGACACGACAUCGCCGUCGCAGUCGCAGUCACAGCCACGCGGAUUGCGCAUACACUCUCCUGACGACAGCGACCAUCCCGCCUCCAAUGACGCCUCAAGGGCGGCAUCUCUUGCUGCUCUCACAGGCCGGCCGGUCAGUGAGGCGGCGAGAAAUGGAGCCAUUCCCGAGAGCUAUCCCAGCAUGAACCGUCCCGGCUCGAUGCUCAGGGACGAACAGAUGGAUGACCCUAGGCGGAGUACCACACCUCAAAGUCAUGUCCAAAGAUUUCAAGAGCGUGAAGCUGGCGAGACAUCGCGAGGGUCCUUUUCCGGGCCGGCGCAGGAUCAAAGACAACAGACCUUUCUGACCGCGACUGAUCAGUCACGUACGCAGACUCUACUGAGCCAAAACUAUGCCUUCAACCCCGAUAGUCAGCAGAACUACGCCGCUGCGGAGACUCGCAACUCGACCAUGCUCGACUCUCAGCAGGGUUAUUUUACGGAUUUUGCCGGUCAACAGCGAGAAGACUACCAGGAAAACUACGGGGGGCAUGUUCACAGAUACUCUCAAAGCGAGGUGGCGUCCCCCACGGCGCAGAUGGCACCUCCAUUUUUGGGCGCUGGGGAGCUCCAAGGAGGGGCUGCAAUUCACCAGAUGCCUUUAGAGCCUCGGGAGGUGCCUUUCGCCAUCUGUGACCCUCAUGACUCGAAUGUCGAGAUGUCGAGGUUUGAGAAUAUUGCUGCGGUACUUCGGCAUCGUGCAAAGACGAACCCAAAACAGGCAGCGUACUGGGUUUUGGAUCAAAAAGGCAAAGAGCUUGUGUCCAUAACAUGGGAGAAGCUCUGCAGCAGGGCGGAAAAGGUGGCUCAAGUGAUCCGCGACAAAAGCAGUUUAUACAAGGGCGAUCGCGUCGCGCUCAUCUAUACCGAGAACGAGAUAAUCGAGUUCACGGUGGCACUCCUUGGCUGCUUUAUCGCUGGCGUGGUUGCGGUACCGAUUAAUGAUCUAAAGAACUAUGCGAGGCUGAAUGUCGUGCUCACUUCGACGCAAGCGCACCUAGCGUUGACAACGGAGGCCAACCUGAAGAAUUUCCAGCGAGAUAUCACAGCGGCCAAGCUCAACUGGCCGCGAGGGGUCGAAUGGUGGAAAACCAAUGAGUUCGGAAGCUAUCAUCCCAAGAGAAAAGGCGAAGAGAUCCCCUUGGUGGUGCCUGAUCUUGCUUACAUCGAGUUUUCUACUGCACCCACGGGUGACCUUCGUGGCGUUGUUCUGAGCCACAAGACUAUCAUGCAUCAGAUGGCCACCCUAAGUGCAAUGAUAACCUCCGCGACAAGUAACACGCGAGCGGAUACAUUUAACCCAUCAUUGCGUGACAAGCAAGGCCAUUUAAUCACCGGCUCGAGACAUGGGGAGGUUUUGCUGAGUUAUCUGGAUCCUAGACAGAGCAUAGGGAUAAUCCUCGGCGUGUUGCUAAACAUCUACGGUGGUCACACUGUGAUAUACUUCGACCAGCGGGCAAUCGAGACGGCGGGGUUGUAUGCGAAUCUCAUCACAAAGUACAAGACAACCUUGCUGGUGGCAGACUAUCCGGGCUUGAAGCGAGCGGUCUACAACUAUCAAACAGAUCCGAUGACGACAAGAAAUUUCAAACGCAAUUUUGAGCCCAACUUCAGCAGUGUCAAGUUAUGCAUGAUUGACACAUUGACCGUCGACGUCGAGUUCCACGAGCUGCUGGCAGAUCGAUGGUUGAAGCCCCUCCGGAACCCCCGAGCUCGAGAAAUCGUUGCGCCGAUGCUGUGUCUACCUGAACAUGGAGGCAUGAUCAUCAGUAUGCGCGAUUGGCUCGGUGGGGAAGAACGAAUGGGCUGUUCCCUUACUCAUGAGAUGGAUCAUGAUCAGCAGGUCGAAGAGAAGAAGGAAGACGAAAGCUCUGCACCGAGAACCGGCUUCGGCAGCAGUCUGAUCGGAGGGGGCAGCGCCAAACCGCAGUCCAAAGAGCGUUCGACAGAAGAUCUGGGCGAGGUCCUUUUGGACAAGGAGGCGCUGAAGACGAACGACAUUGUUGUGCUGGCCAUGGGAUCGGAGGCUCGUGCGAAAGCCAGCUCAUUCCCCAAUGCUGUACGCUGUGGCGCCUUUGGCUACCCGAUUCCUGAUGCCACGCUGGCGAUUGUGGAUCCAGAGUCGGGCUUGCUUUGCUCACCGAGUUCUAUCGGCGAGAUCUGGGUGGAUUCUCCCUCGCUCUCAGGAGGAUUUUGGGCGCUUCCCCGGCACACUGAGACCAUCUUCCACGCUCGGCCAUAUUGCUUCCGAGAAGGCGAUCCCACGCCGACCGCAAUCGAUCCCGAGUUCCUCCGGACAGGCCUGCUCGGCUGUAUCAUCGAGGGCAAGGUAUACGUCCUUGGGCUGUACGAGGACAGACUCAGACAGCGGGUCGAAUGGGUUGAACAUGGUGUGGCGGUGCAGGAACACCGCUAUUUCUUCGUGCAGCAUCUCAUUCUCAGUAUCAUGAGGAACGUCCCCAAAAUCCACGACUGUUCGGCAUUCGACUGUUUCGUCAACGAUGAACAUCUCCCGAUUGUCCUCCUUGAGUCUCCUUCUGCAUCGACUGCACCUAUAUCGUCUGGUGGGCCACCAAGGCAGCUCGAUAUUGCUCUCCUUGAUUCUCUGGCGGAGAAGACGAUGGACGUGUUGUAUCAGGAGCAUCAUCUCAGGGUUUACUGCGUGCUGAUCACCGCCCCUGGCAUUCUACCUCGUGUUACCAAGAACGGACGAAGAGAAAUUGGCAAUAUGCUCUGCCGCAAGGAGUUCGAUAAUGGCUCCCUACCUUGUGUCCAUGUCAAGUUCGGUGUUGAGCGAGCUGUCCAGAAUCUGCCUUUCGGGGAAGAUAUCAGUGGUGGUAUCUGGUCCCCAGACUCCAGUGCGGCGCGGGCAGACCUUCUCUAUGACCAAGAUACACAAUGGUCAGGCGUUGAUCCCCGCGAAGUAGUCAUCGAUGACCGUACUUCGACGGCCUUGAGCAAUUUCACGAACAUCUUCGACUUGAUGCAGUGGCGAGUAGCGCGGCAAGCUGAUGAACUCGCAUACUGCACAAUCGACGGACGGGGGAAAGAGGGUAAGGGCCUUACCUGGAAGAAGUUUGACCAGCGAGUUGCAGCAGUAGCAUUGUACCUGCGCAACAAGGUCAAGGUGAAACCGAGCGACCACCUCAUCUUGAUGUAUACCCAUUCCGAGGACUACGUGUUUGCCAUAUAUGCAUGCAUGGUCCUCGGAGCAAUUGCAAUUCCUGUUGCUCCUUUGGACGCCAAUAGGCUCUCUGAAGAUGCGCCGGCUUUUCUGCACAUCGUGGCCGACAUGGGGGUUAAGGCUGUGGUGUGCAACACAGAAGUCGAUCAUCUAUUCCGCCAGAAGAUCGUCUCGCAGCACCUCAAGCAAUCAGCGCAGUAUUUAAAGACGAGCAUUCCAAGCGUAUACAACACCGCAAAGGCCACGAAACAGUCCCAUGGUUGCAGGGAUCUUGGGCUUACUAUCAACCGGUCUUGGAUAUCUCCAUCAAAUCCGGUCAUAAUCUGGACAUACUGGACCCCAGACCAGCGGCGAAUAUCCGUGCAAUUGGGCCACGAUACUAUCUUGGGUAUGUGCAAGGUUCAAAAAGAGACCUGCCAGAUGACCAGUUCCAAGCCUGUGCUGGCGUGUGUAAGAAGCACGGUCGGCAUCGGUUUCCUACACACUGUGCUCCUGGGCGUGUACAAUGGAAGCACCACGUACUUGAUAUCGCCGCUCGACUUCGCGCAAAAUCCAGGAUCACUGUUCCUGGCUCUGUCGAGGUAUAAAGUCAAGGACACCUACGCCACCCCCCAAAUGCUUGACUUUGCCAUGAGCCAUGUUGUUGGCAAGGGUUUCUCCCUGCAUGAGCUCAAGAACCUGAUGAUCGCGGCAGAGAGCAGGCCGCGUCUCGACCUCUUCACCAAAGCGAGACUACAUUUUGCUCAGACAGGACUGGAAAGGACGGCCAUCAACACCAUCUAUGCCCACGUUCUCAACCCAAUGGUCGCUUCUCGAAGCUACAUGGCCAUUGAACCCAUAGAGCUGUGGCUGGACGUGCGCGCGCUCAGAAGGGGUCUGGUUUACCCUGUCGACCCGGACACCGAUCCCACGGCCUUAUGCGUGCAGGAUUCAGGAAUGGUUCCCGUGUCCACCCGCAUCGCCAUUGUUAAUCCCGAAACCUGUCAGCUGUGUCAUGUUGGUGAGUUCGGCGAGAUCUGGGUACAAUCCGAGGCGUGCGCAAAGUCCUUCUACAUGUCGAAACAGCUUUUUGAUGAAGAGCGCUUCAAUGGUCGUAUUGUUGGCGGCGACUUGAACGCGCGAUAUGUACGCACUGGUGAUCUGGGCUUUCUCCAUAAUGUCACCCGACCGAUCGGCCCUGGAAACCAACCAGUAGAGAUGCAGAUUUUGUUUGUGCUGGGCAGUAUUGGAGAGACGUUCGAGGUCAAUGGUCUCAACCACUUCCCGAUAGAUAUCGAGAACAGCAUCGAGAAGUGUCACCGAAACAUCACUCCUGGCGGUUGCGCCGUCUUUCAAGCUGGUGGCAUGGUGGUCGUGCUGGUCGAAGUCUUCAGAAAGGCCUAUCUUGCUUCCAUUGUCCCGGUCAUCGUCAAUGCGGUCCUGCACGAACACCAAAUUGUCGUGGACAUUGUCGCCUUUGUGGGUGAUGGUGACUUCCCACGCAGUCGACUUGGCGAGAAGCAGAGGGGCAAAAUCCUGGCGUCCUGGGUGACCCGCAAAUUGCGUACCAUAGCCCAAUUCGGUAUCCGGGAUACUGACGGAUCUGAGGCGCAGCAUUCUGGAAUCCCUGCUGUUCGUAAAGGAACGAGUGUCAUGGGGAAGAGUCUCAGCCAGCAAGACCAACCUCGGUCUUCCAUGGCUUCAGAGUCGCCGUUCAAUGCCUCGACAGACAUGACUUCUAACCGGGGCAGCAUUGUUCCUGAAGUGCCAUUCAGCUUGCCCCCGAACCACUAUCAGAUUGAUCCAACAGGACAGUAUGAUGGUCCGCCAAGAAACUCGGGAGGCAGCUACGCAGGCGUCGCUCUAAAGGACAAGCCUUACACGCUCCCGGAGGGCAUCGUGGAAAUGCCAACCACGACGUUUGACGAUGCGGCGGAGGGAUCCAACCCAUACAUGACAGACGAGAAAUUCUUUGACCCGAAUGCAGACCCAGACAGCCCAUUCGGAGAGAGCACACCUCCGGCUUCUCAACUUGAGCGCCAGCCUAGUGGCGCCCCUAGGCUGACUCUUGUGAAUCCAGACGACUACUCCAACAAUAGCAAGGACAACACGCCUACGUCGUACACUGCCACCGUCACACCGACAUCUGCGUUUCCUCUUCAAGCCAAAUCUCCUGGCGGAGGAGAAAAGGAGAGUCCGUACGAAGACCAGGGCAAUCCUUUCCGAAAUUCGAUCCCAGCGACGGUGCCGAGCUUUGAUUUCGUGCCCUCUCCAGGCCCCAAACAUCCAGCUCGCCAACAAAUGGCCGGCGCGGCAGCAGCCUAUAACCAAGUGACAUCCCCAACUACUGGCCGUGCUUUGCUGCCGAGUCAACAAGCACGGUACCCAAAGAACAAUCAACCAGAGACGCCACGGGCCCGUCAAGUGAGCGAGUCGUCAUAUGAGGCCCAGGACUUACCGCCCGAGGCCAUGUUUUAUGCGACUGGUUAUGAAGGAAAGCUUCCCGAUAGCGAGUCCCAGGAAGGACAGCGGUCGGAGGGCAAUCGGCCGAGCGUAGAUUUGAGUAGUGUUUCUGGAAGCGUGGCUGUAAGAAGACGGUACGACGGAAGUGCCUAUGACGAUUAUGAGUACUAA
Exophiala dermatitidis NIH/UT8656 is the source of this 5967-nucleotide messenger RNA. RefSeq lists its product as uncharacterized. The record is from RefSeq and is a predicted model, not a curated record. The transcript has a single exon. Bases 1 to 5967 code for a protein of 1988 amino acids. Gene Ontology annotation, cellular component: cytosol. NCBI's taxonomy places the organism in Eukaryota, Fungi, Ascomycota, Eurotiomycetes, Chaetothyriales, Herpotrichiellaceae.